AUGAAUAAAGUUGAUGCAGAAAUUCAUUCUGAGGAGUUUAUAAUUGGAGAAGUCGACAAACACAAUAUCAGUGCAUCCAAUUUAAUAUUUUAUAACGUCCCAAAGUCCAACUCAGAUAACGAAUUUGACCGAGUUACACAUGACAUUAAUCUAGUGAAUAAAAUUAUCCAUUCAAUUGUUAGUAGUAACAGUGUUACACCUUUUAAAAUUAUUCGUCUUGGUGUUCGUUCUCAAAAUAAUCAUCGUCCAAUUAAGACUAUAUUUAAUACGCCAGAUCAUGUAUUUGAAAUAUUGCCAAUCAAAAAAAAAUGUCUAUUACAACCACCUUCCACUAUUGGUAUCAGUUCAGAUCGCGCUAUUCAUCAGAGUAAAUGUAUGAAGAAACUUCAUGAUGAAUUAGUCUCGUAAAAUAAAUGGGGAAAAUGAUUUAAUCAUUAAAUACAUAAAAGGGACUCUAAUCAUUGUAUCCAAGAAUACCCGUAGGUACCGGAAAUUUUUUAUAAUUAAUAUUUUUUACCAAAAUGUUCGUUGUCUUUUAAUAAACAUCCAUCCGCAACUGAAAGAUAAAAGCUUAAACUUUUUUGAAAUACACAAAGAAGUACAAAAAACUGGUGUGGCUACUUUACACAAAUAUGUGAAAACAGAUAAUAAAAACGCAACAGAAGCAUCAUUCCUGCUAAGUUACAGAAUCACUCAUGAUGGUAAACCACACACAAUUGUAGAAGGUUUAACUAAACCAUGUAUGACAGAAAUUGUCAGCUGCGUACUCGUUGAAGAUGCAGUAAAAAAAGUUAAAGCAGUUCAGUGUUCCAACAACGUUAUAUCUGAUCGAAUUCAUAAGAUUUCAGACCACAUUCCAGAUGAAUUAAUUUGUAGAUUGACGAACAGCAAGAUAUUUGCAAUUAGAUAUAGAAUACAAUUAGACGAAAGUACAGAUGUCAUCGGGCUAUCAAUAUUGCUUAUUUUUGUGAAACAUUCCUUCAGAUGA
Messenger RNA from Cinara cedri, 988 nucleotides. The record is from the annotation of a GenBank genome assembly. Lineage: Eukaryota; Metazoa; Arthropoda; Insecta; Hemiptera; Aphididae.